Messenger RNA from Peronospora belbahrii, 2016 nucleotides. The record is from the annotation of a GenBank genome assembly. Lineage: Eukaryota; Oomycota; Peronosporomycetes; Peronosporales; Peronosporaceae.
AUGGCAUCAGAGGAAGAAGAGUUUGUCUAUUCUGCCGGUGAAUUGGACGAUGAAGAAGAAAUGGAUGAAGUGGAUUGGGAAGAUGUGGAUACAUUACAGUCAACUGUAGCUCCUCAAGUUUGUCAAUCAGUUCAUCCCGUUGAGAUUCAAGAGACUAUUGCUCAAGAUACUGAUGAUGAUGAUGUUAAUGAAGACACGACUGAACUGGCGUCGAAUCUACGACAGAUUGACUGGGAAAAAGUGAAUCAUGCACUUGAACAACAAGAAGAAGAAGAAAAGCAUGCAGCAUCAAGUGCUUGUAAGAGAAGACGGACGCCACUUCGUCUUACAAAAGGCGAGAAAGAGCAUGAAAAGAUGUUGCAUCAGAUCCAUUUACUGCUUCUACUGGCCACGCGUAUCAAGUGGAUACGAUCUAGUCAAUCCCAAUUGCUGCAAGGGCUUUUACUAUCUCUUACAGCAAAGAGCGACGUGGAUUUCUUUGUUGAGAUAAAAGACCAACCACUUUCAUACUCGCUCGCGCUGUUGGUUCGAUGGUUUAACCACGAGUUUCAAUUAGUCGAGGAAAAGGAGACUCUGAGCGGAGAAAUGGUGACCGAGUCGAGUCUCAUGAACGCCUUUUUUGCACGUGCAGGACGAGACUACGAACUGCCACUGCUAUUUGCUGCACUAUGUGGAGCACUGCAGCUUCAUUAUCGUCUCACUUGUGCAUUGGAUCCGCUGCAGGUGCAAAGAGGCAAGGCAUUUGAAUCAUUGUUUCGACAGAGACCAAGUAAACGACGUCGAUCGCAAAAGGUUGCAAACGCUUUGCUCAAGAAGAAGAUGGUGCUGAAUGGCAGCGAAGAAGAGAAAGAAGAAGUUGACAAGGAACGGGAUCCGGAGAGUACAGAGACCCUAGAUCGCGUAUUGUGGCUGUGGUGUGAAGUACUGGAUGAGAAAUCGACACGCUGGAUUCAUGUUGAUGUCGUGCGCCGACUUGUUGACCGUCCGCAUGAAGUUGAAGUGCUGCGUGGUAGGAUGGCUCGCUUUUCGUACGUCAUCAGUAUUCAGGACGACGGGCAACUUGUGGAUGUAACAUCUCGGUAUACUAUGCAAUGGAGCAAGAGUUUACCAUUACGUCUUGCAGACUCAUGGUUAGAACAAGUGCUUGAACGGUACAAUGAAGAUACCGUCGACGAGCAUUCCGUGACAUCUACAACACAAGGUGCCGUAGACAUGAACAUAGCUCUCAUGAAUGAAAAGAAAGAGCUGGAUAGAUUGAAACUGGGAGAAGGUAUGCCGAGCAGUGUGGAAGGGUUCCGAAAGCACCCUAUAUACUGUCUCGAACGUCAUUUAGGUCAGUUCGAGUGUCUUCAUCCACGUAAGAUCGUUGGAGUAUUUAACGGUCAGUCCGUCUUUCUUCGUCAACAUGUCCAACGUCUUCACUCGGCAUUUCAAUGGCGACGUCUCGGUCGCGUUGUGAAUGAAGGUGAACGGGAGAAACCUGCAAAAUGGCUACAACGUGGUGGUAGCAGCAGUAGUAAUCAGGAUGAUCACGACAACGAUGACGAGGAGAGUGAUCAUGACGUAGUCAUUAAAGAAGAUCAUCGUCCAUUGCCUCUCGCACUGUUUGGUCGAUGGCAAACAAGUGAAUUCGAGCCUCUUUCGAUGAUAAAUGGUCGUAUACCAAGGAAUAAGUACGGGAAUCUCGAGAUCUGGAGUCCAGCACAUGUCCCUCGUGGUGCUGUCCAUGUUCAAUUGUCUCGUAUUGAUACAAUUGCAGAGGCAUUGGGUAUUGAUUAUGCCCAUGCUGUAGUGGGCUUUAAAUUGUGUCAUGGACAAAUGAGACCAAAAGUCAAUGGAAUUAUUGUCGCCCAGACAAAUCAAGAUCUUUUACUCGAAGCUCAUGUGGAGAAACAAGACGCGACAAUUCAAAAGGCCAUGGCACACAACCAAAAGCUAGUUCGUAAGCGCUGGCAAAACCUCACAAAACGACUUUUGCUGCGUCAGCGACUUGAAGAUGAUUACGGUGCCGUUUAA